UGGAUCUCGAUGGGGAUACAUUCGUUGGUCGACUAAUAUAUGCAUUUUUUUAGUAUGCUAUUUAUUCCUCUUAAGCCUGCAAGGAUUUCACGCUGAAAUGGAUUGGAGAAAUUGUGGCAAAUCGACCCAGUACUCACUUAUGCACGCCUCGCGCACCCAAAACUAUGUCCAUUUCGAUCAUGUUGAGUUAGAAUUUGACAAAAACGUCCCCCUUCAUGAGGAAUCUUUUUUCCACAAAGUCGCUACCGCUUUCUAUUUCUCCAAGAACCAUAAUUAUUCAUUCAAUAAAAAGUUCGGGUCCCGUCGGAGCUCUAAAUAUAUCAUAGAAAAUGACGUCGAAGUACCAAGCAACGGAAGCCUUAAAAGAUCGAUUCGAGCCUACAAAGAUAAUAGAUUAUUAGUGCGUACUCUGCCGGAUGAGAAUGGUGUGGGUAAGAAAAAGAGAUCCGUAAAAACGUUUCUCAGGAUCAAGGAAUUCAAUUUAACGUUUGGUAAUGGGCUCUCUGAAAUCGGAAAUUGGAACACUCAGACAAAUUAUGAAACUUACAAUAUAUACAAUGACCUGGAACUCAAAAUUGAAAUCAGGAAAAAAAUAGUUUGGGUUAUUACUAUUAAAGUUCCAUGCAUUCCCUUAGAUCCUUUUCCCGUGGGUUCAUGCACGUACCAAAUCUGUAAACUAUUGAAAGACUACGUUGAACCCUAUUGCCAUGCUUACAAAUCUUAUAAUUCCUCCUGGAAUGCCCAUAUACCGUGCAAUUGCCCUAUCCUCGGAGGCACUUAUGGUUUGAGGAACGUUGACAUUGAAAUUCCAUCGAAUUAUAUGUCUUAUAUAUCAGGUCAAUUUGAGAUAUUAGCUUACGUGUAUCAACGAGGCCAAGAACUAGGAUGUCUAGACUUAAAAAUUUCGAUAUAA
Molecule: messenger RNA, 913 nt
Organism: Gordionus sp. m RMFG-2023
Lineage: Eukaryota; Metazoa; Nematomorpha; Gordioida; Chordodea; Parachordodidae
Exons: 5
Coding region: 98-913 (271 amino acids)
Biological process (GO): lipid transport; ganglioside catabolic process
Cellular component (GO): cytoplasmic side of plasma membrane
Molecular function (GO): lipid carrier activity; enzyme activator activity
Source: RefSeq, a predicted model, not a curated record